CGCUUCUUUGCUACAGUUUCAGCGAGUAAAGCGGUCAAGUUGGCAACUCUAACAAAACAGCAUUCCCAAGACACCGAUCUUUCCGUAUCAUCCAUUCAGUUGAGAUGCGCAGUGCCACCAUCUCGGACACUCCGAAUAAAACACGCAACAAUUAGCAACCAACCCGGAAGUGACGUAUUGUUUUCCUGCCUACAUGACGACGUGUGUGUGUUUUUGUUUAAUGUGCUAAGGCAACAAAAGUACAACUCAUUUCGUGUUUUAUAAUUUUCAUAACUGAAUCCUCUGUUCUUAACCUGCAGUGUCAAGAAUUCUGAGAUUACGUAUUAUCCUAUGUUGUCUUUCCUGUUUUUGCUAAGUGACCAAUAUUGAGUUCGUAAUACUGUUUUGGAUUAUGGAAUGUCACAGGAACACAACUAGCUUCACAGAUAUUGUGCUUCUUCUUAUCUCAUCCGUACAGUUAGCGUGACAGGAAAUCCAGUAUAAUUGCUUCUAGGACUGCUACACUUAAUGCACUUAGAAUUUCAGCUGUUUCCAGCUUCCAGUCAUACGGAACAUUUUGGGAACAAUAAUGUUUUUUAAGGACAAUUCAGGAUGAUGCGGAUAAUCACGAGAACAAAAUGGCGUGAGAAGUAAGGAUAAGUUAGCAGACCUGAUGAUGACUCCUGGAACCUCCAGCAUGCUGCGUGCGCGUCGACGUGAUGUCAACGUCAAGCCGAACAGGAGGUUGGACCGCAAGUCGUCACGUGGCAUGCUGUAUGAGAACGAGGAGCUGAGGCUGAGGACCAUCAACAUCAACGCUGAAGUGGAGCGAGGCCAGAACGACAUCAAGAAAUUGCGGAGAGAAAACGAGCAGCUGCGGCGAGAAAUCUGGGGCCUGCGGGAAGAGUAUGACCGCCUGGAAGGGCUCCUGGGAAAGGCGAAGCGUCACGGUCAACUCGGCAACACCAGCCAGGACGAGGACUCUGAAAACGAGGAAGGAUGUGAGGAUGAAGACGAGGAAUACGACGAAGAAGAAGAAGAAGAAGAAGAAGAAGAGGACGAUUAAGGGGCCAGCCCGUGCGAGCACUCCGCCGAUCUCGACAAUGCAGAAAACCAACAGAAAGUUUCCUCUUCCUCAAUAAGGAAUCCCGGACAGAGCCGACGUAGUAGUCUGCGAGUGGAGUUCGACGGACUCAGCAUCGUCGAUGAGGAGGCCGAGACAGUUUCCAACGACCUUACUCCUGUCGAGCAGUGCGCAGAAGAAAGCCCGUCCGCACCGCUUGCUUUCCAACAGCUUAAUGCUGUCAAGCCACAAGGCGGGGAAAAAUGUGCGAAGAUUUUAAAUAAUAACCAAGUUAAUAGCGCGUGUUUUAACACACUUAAUGGUAGACACGGUCAAGAACAACAGUUCUUCGGUAAAAUAAAGUUACCUAACGGUAAGGAAGGUGUCUUCAUGAGUGAUGUAAUGUUACCAAACUCUAAUAUAUCAAACGGUUUACCAGUUUACGGCGGUAAUAACCUGAAAGGUAAUUCAUACGAUUGUGGAUCGACAAUUGAGUUUCCUCCAAGUGAUUAUCAUAUUUUAAAUGAAAAUUUAUGGUCUGAGAUACCUGCAAUAUUGCCGGGUGCUCAACAAAACGUGGUUAGCAACGGGUCAGCAAUUUUUCCUCCGUCACAAAGUCAUUAUAACUAUACUUUCACACCUGUCGAUGCAACAUUGUUAUCAAAUGGUACAUCUGUGCAAGACAAUUAUGCCUUUGAAAGUCCGAAAAGUUUCCGUGGCAUUCCAGAAGAUGAAGAAUUGUUGCCAAAUAUUGACACAUGUGAGGCUAGAACUGCAAAUGCAUAUUCGGAGAGAGGUCAAAAUACAGUACUGCAGGAAUGUGGUCUUAAUGAUGAUACAUAUUUUGGAAUGGGUGAAAAUAUUCAAGACACAGCAAAUACAAGUGAUGAUUUGAUGCCGGGUUAUUAUAGAAAAGGUGGAGCAGAUCUGCUUAUAACAGGAGGUUAUCCAGUUACAAGAUCACCUGGUUCGUUUCCUGUCGGUGGAAAUUUGGAUCAAUUAUUGAGACAAAUGAGCAACAAGGAAAGCGAACGUGUGACGUCAGUUCCUGUUACGGAGGUCACUAGUUCUGUUACCGCAGUCGCCAAACAUGAAAGCGAUAGAGAGGAAGUUCCCACUAAGGAUGGCACAGAAAAUGUGCAGGAAGUUAUCGACGCCUUGGAGACCCAGUUAGACUCCAAGCUGAAUGACGCCGUUCGAGGGGUACGGGUGGCGAACGGAAAUUGCUACGUGUGUCUCGCGGAAGAAGACAAUGCAGGGGCCCUGUUGGAAACAGGCUUGAUACUUCGAGGGGCGAAAAUUAAGCUGGAGGAUGUAUCCCACGAUUCGAUAAUAGUCGCAUUUUCCGGCGUCCCACAUGACGUCUCGGACGGCAGCGUCGCCCGCGCCGUCGCCAGCCAUGGAACUGUGAUAGGUGAAGUGGAGCGGAGGUUGUACAAAGGUGUGGACACGGGAGAGAGACUCGUCAGAUUGAAGCCGGCUGAUGCAGACAUAGGAACUAUUCCGUCCACCAUAAAUCUAGGAGGAUCAAAAGCCACUUUAAGGAUUCUGAAGCCAGAAGAAAUAAAGGAGUUAUGUUCAGCGUGGGUUCCCGAAAGCCCGAGCACAACUGGAGCGACUGAAGACGAUAAGAAGACAAGCACAUCAAAAGUAGAAAUCCCAAACGGGGACAGUCCCGCGAAGUCCCUAGAUAGUUCCUUCUCAACUGACAGGUAUCGCUCGCAACUGAAUGUUCGUUUGAAGCUACCUAAUCCGAAAACGAACAGAUCAUUAGAAAAUAUUUUCGAUAGCACGGCUGAUGUAACACAGCAUAACACGUCCCUCCCAAUUAUAGACGCACGCGACACUGCUUCUGUAAAAGUAGCUCCUCCAAAAAUUCUCUCGGAAACUACACUGUCAGAACCUCGAAACAAAAAGUCCUCAUGUGAAAGGCGUUUUAAUUUUGAUACUUCAGGGUCUGCCUUGUCCCACAAAUUACCAUAUCAGCAACAAGAAGAAUUAACACAUGCCCCAUCCGACCAUGGUACAAGGCCUAAGGAAAUUGUCACAGAAGUUUGCAGUCAAAAAUCCAAAGAACCAGAGGUUCAUCAACUUGUAGGAAAAAACAAAGUCCUGAAGACGCAUUCCCCGAAACAAUUCCAAUCAUCUCCAGAAAUUGCAAGAAACCAUGUCCCUAACAUCUUCUCAAAACUUCCACAUGGGAAAUUCAAAUGUCAGAAUCCACAGUUUUUCAGUACUACAGACGAAUCCACAGAGUCUGUAGGCUUGAAUCUAAAAACCUCACCUAAUUUACAAAAUAAUCCCUUCAUGGGAAAUACUGGAACAUUAUCUUGUUCUUCUAGGAACCCAAUUACACCUACACAAGCCAAUCCUUUCAUAUCAAGCACUCCAAAUCCAGAUCAAGGAAUUGUUUUCCAGGACUUUACUCCUCACGAUGAGCAAAGGUCUCAGUGCCACAAUUCUCAACAUUUUCCCCACUUUCAAAGUUCAUCGAAUCUUCCACCCGACUUAAAAAUCCUAACGUCAUAUGAUCAUCAAAGACAAUUCUUUCUGCCACUCGGCACGAGUAAUUCCAGAGCAUGUAGUCCUUAUUCUCAUAUAAAUGCAUCUUAUUCACACAAUACUCAACCAUCGAACAUUGCAUUUAUAAACAAUGAAGCGGUUUAUAUGCCAAACUCAACCCCUGCUUCUUUUUCAGGGACCCCAUCUUCCUUCCCUAUUAACAUCGCACCUUUCUCGUCAAAUCAGUCAGCAGUUUCGUUAGGAAAUAUCCCCACCUCAAGUUUACAACAAAAUAACAUCUACAAUAACCCUGGUUAUUAUCCUAAUACCCCGAUACAUAACUACACGACGCAAGUGUCCCCAACAAACACAAUUGUAUCUGGAAGUACAGGAUAUUUUGUAUCUAACGGAACAAACACCAAUGUACCUUCAACUACACAUGUGCCAGGUAACAUGACUGUGUUAGUCCCAAAUCCUCUGUCGAUUCCUGACAGUGCAGAAUACGUUGCCAUGACAUCGGAUCUCCCUUCUAAUGCACACACUGGAAGUUCUUGUAUGGUUCAGUCUGCAAGUUUUUCAGCGCCAGAUGCGUCGUCUCCAGACGCAUCAAAUUUUCCAUCGUCUCAUCAAAAUUCAGAUCUAUCCCAAGAACCGUUGGGACACCACUCACAAAACCUUGUAAGUGAUGAAAACAAGGCAGGGGAGGAACAGAGUGACGUGACAGAAAAGACAUUGGAUGUGCCCAGAACGCCAUCUACUAGUCUGCCUACUUCCCCAGUGCCAGUUCGGAAACUGACAAUGCAGAGAAAGUCAUCCAGAAGAUCUAGCGUAAUGUCUCGUCAGCAGAGUAAAUCUAGCGGUGAUGAAGGGCCGAAUAUUACUCCACCAACAGCACACAAACACACGAAUGUGAAUCCAACGUCAACAUCUCCAGGAGCUGCUAGGGGGAAGCUUUCUCGGAAAGUCAGCUGCACUAACUCAAUUGGGAGUCAUCACAAUGCAGACAACUCCAUUAAUGAGAGUUCGGCAGGAUCCACUGGUGGACCAAACGCAACUUCAUCACCUAACACGAAACACAGAACAUCAAUAGUGCAUCAAAGGAAGACGGGUGCUGGACUCACGGGCGGCGUUGAUGCGUCUGGAGGCGGCCAUGCGAAUGCCAUUGACGUCAGCCGAUCCUCAAGUUCAGGUCAGGACUCGCCGACAAAACCCGACAGGAGACGAAGAGUGUCGAUUUACUUCAACAAUAAGAAAGGUGGGUUAAAAAGACGAGAUUCUUACGUUCCAAACGGUGGCAGCGCCCAUAGCGGUGGAAUUCUAUCUCGUACCUCAUCUCUGGACCAUUCACACUGCUACGCUGGAGGGUCCAUGACAGACGUCACUGCAGCUCAUUGCGCAGGCGCAGAAACAACCACAACCACAUGCAGUGAACGUGAGCGAACGAACAGUGUUAGCAGCAGAACAAGUAGCGCAGCGGGGGGCCAUGCAACUAACAAAACGCGGAAACACAGUGUCUGCAGCAAUCGAGGGGGCAGUGGAAGUGACGUGGGAAAAGUUCCGUGGUGUGGGUGUUGGGGAAACGGGUGUAUCUAAUAAUUAACGUUUACUAAUUCCUAUCUGAUUCACGUAAUUAAUUUCUAUCCAUCUUUUAUGUUCUCCAGACAUGGAUGUUAAUACGAACCUUGCAAAACUUUAACGUCUUUUGUACUACGCAGAUAUUUCUGGCACCUGAUGGUACACAUUUUGUUACAACAUUGCAUUACUGAACGUGGUGUGUAAGACUAUAUAGAAAAUAUAUUUUAAAAUAAUAUGAAAUAGUUAUAUUUGUAUAUAAGCAUUUUGCAAAACAUUACUGACAACACAAGCAUUUAGCAUGCGAGACAAGACAAUAAUGUUAGGCAUAAAUAGACAUUAAAUACUCCAUAUUAUGUUGUAUAUCUGUAAAAAUAAUCAUAAUAUAUAUAGAAUUAUUCGAAGAAAAGGCUGUUAUUGAAGAACGUGAGAAGGAGGUAAUAAA
Molecule: messenger RNA, 5561 nt
Organism: Cryptotermes secundus
Lineage: Eukaryota; Metazoa; Arthropoda; Insecta; Blattodea; Kalotermitidae
Product: mucin-17
Exons: 9
Coding region: 1433-5137 (1234 amino acids)
Source: RefSeq, a predicted model, not a curated record